This is a messenger RNA of Cloeon dipterum, 4000 nucleotides long. RefSeq names its product kinesin-like protein costa (gene cos). Gene Ontology annotation, biological process: microtubule-based movement. The transcript has 20 exons. NCBI's taxonomy places the organism in Eukaryota, Metazoa, Arthropoda, Insecta, Ephemeroptera, Baetidae. The coding region runs from base 121 to 3381 and encodes 1086 amino acids. The record is from RefSeq and is a predicted model, not a curated record. Gene Ontology annotation, cellular component: microtubule; kinesin complex. Gene Ontology annotation, molecular function: microtubule motor activity; ATP hydrolysis activity; microtubule binding.
ACAUUCACCAUCCAGGAUCAUUGGGUCCAAAACAUCGCGUGGAGCAGGUGCGUUGUCCUGGUUAACAACCAUUGCCGUUUCGCCCUCUCGACCCUGUCAAUGCAGUGAUAAGGCUUCAAAAUGGAAACAAACAUCAGGGUUGCGAUCAGGGUCCGGCCGCCACCAAGUGACGGUCUCUUGGCAGAUGAACGCAUAAUUAUUUCGACUGGGCCUCAACCAAACAUACUGACCAUCGAAAAUGUCGGGCCCUUCCAGUUUGACCAUGUGAUUUCUAUGGAGCAGUCGCAGAGCCAAACCUUCAAGGAAACUGUCGAGCCGCUUAUGCAUCUUGUAUUCGAUGGGUACGACGCCUCUGUAAUCGCCUUCGGCCAGCCGGACUCUGGCAAGAGCUACACAAUUUUUGGCCCAGAGAUGCACUGCGCCCUGAGUGAAACAGAGCACGGAUUGCUGCAGAGGACAUCAAGAGAGAUCUUCAACCGUAUUUCGAGUUUUCCUAACCGAAAGAUCAAGGUGUAUGCGUCUUUCGUAGAAAUUUACCAGGAGGUGAUGAGAGAUCUGCUCAAUCCAGACACAACUAACCUGAGAAUUAUGGAUGAUCCUUGCAUGGGAAUCAAGAUUGAAGGUGCAGUUUACGCCGAGUGUCAAAACACUGCAGAUGUCCUACAUUUGAUGAUGACUGGUCUCGCCAAUAGGCAAGCUGAUGACUGUGCGCAUGCCAUCUUCACCAUAGUCAUCAACCAACUCAUUCCAUCAACUGACAACAAAGUGGUGCAAAAAGUCUCUCUGGUUACAUUUGUAGACCUUGCCGCGGCUGAAAGGUUGAGCGCUGGAAGCAGCGUGAGAAUUGAUGCCAGUGUUGCUGCUUUGAGCAGCCUUCUUCGUAGCCUUUCGAGGAAGAGCAAUUACGAGUUUGUGCCUUACAAAGUGUCAAAACUCACGCAUAUUUUGAAACCCUCCGUGGGUGGAAGAGCACUUACAUCAUUUUUGUGCUGUGUUUCGCCUCUCGCUUCGGACACCGCUGACACCAUCACCACAUUAAACUUUGGAGAAUUGGCCAGACACGUUAUCAACAGACCUAUUUCAAAUUCGUUUGUUCGUGAGAUCAACAUUGCCAGCCAGGAAAGUGAAACAGUAAAUUUAAAUAGGAAUGAAGUUAAGGAACUCUCUGAAAAUAUCUUUGGAAUUGAAUUUGUCAUGGGACAGUGGCGGAAUCUUCUGACUGGUGCUGAGGAACUGUUUCAAAAUUUAACAGAGGGCAAAUCUGUAUCAAACGAGGAAUUGGAGCAGAUGCAAAGAUGGUUGUGCUUGAAGCAGGAGUGUGAAGAGAUUGCAGAAAGCCAGCAGACCGAAAGUCUAAGCAUCCUCCUUCAAAAGUCUUUGAAUACUCUUGGUUUGAGUGGCACAUCGGAAGUGAAAGUUAGUGAAAACGAAAGUAAUUCGGUGAACAAUAACAAUCGCCAAACACCAGUGUAUGACGCGGACAGUGACAGCACAGACGAAGAGAUGGUUGGAAAUGGAACGCACCACGCAAAAUCAAGCACAGCAACUGGCACAGAUGACGAAAAGGAAAGCAGAGGAAUAAGCACACCUGAGUUGAAUGCAAAAGUGAACACUCUGUUGGAACAAUUCCGCUCAGAACACAACUCCAAUGUCUGUGAUGUUAUUGGCAUGAAUAUGACUGACGAUGAACACAUAUCGCCUAAAUGCUCAUUUGACUUUGACCAGCUCUUCGCGACUGACGAAAAUGAGCCUGUUACGGUGAAAAGUAGUGAAAAGAGGACCAUUGUUGCACCUAAUGAACCUGAACUUAUUGUUGAAAUUCCUGCCUCUAAUGAGUGUGGAGACAUUGUUAUUAGAAGUAGAUCUGCUAGACAUACUCCACUGACUGAUUCAGACAUGGAUGCCAAUACUGAGAAAAAGGAUUGGGAUCCUGUCAAAGCUAAGCACAACCGCCUUAAAAAAGUGAUGAUCGAACUGCAGUCAUUGCAAACAAGAAUUCUUGACUUGCGGAGAGUUGUUGAGCUUAAGGAGGAGAUGUUGAAAGACCUGAUUGCACACGCGGACCUACGGCAGUCACUGAAGGCCAAGGUGCUAAGCAAGUAUAAUCAAGCCCUGGAAAUGGUCAGCUUUUGCACCGCGAAAUUAGCGCAGAGUGAGAAAGUUGCUGCGUCGGAUCCACGUAGCAGGCACCAUUUAGAAAUUGUUGAAACGUGCAGGGAGCUUUUGAAGCAGUACACGGAGCAGUUCGAAGACGCAACCACUGUUUAUAGACUGCUGGACAACACUCCUAAAAAGGCAAUAGAAUUUGAGAGGAGCCUGACAAGUUCGCGCAGGCAGCUUGAAAAGUUGAGGAAACUUUUUAUCAGACAAGAAAAAUAUAAAGAUAUGCUGGAAAAGGAGCAGCUCAUGCUCAGAACAGCAAGCCCACAGAAUAGGCCAGAAUCCUGUGGGAUUCCUCUUGAUGAGGAUCUUUCAACUGAUGGGUCUGUUGACACUUUGGAGGCCAAUGAAGAUUUUGAUAUCAAUGAGGAAGAAGACAUUGCAGUUCCUACUCCUGAAAAUGAGCGUGAUCCGCAAUGGCAAAGAAAGGAAAUCCAUAGGUUGAGGAAACUAAAAAAUAAUGUUAUAACUGAUCUCACCGAACUGCGGAACAAGUUAAAAGAUACUAAAUAUCUAGAAAAAGAGGAACUUUGGAACCUGUAUAAAUUAGAAGAGGCAAUUGAUGCCAUUGACACUGCCAUAGAGUAUAAAAACGAAAUAAUCUCUAACAUCAACUCAGGGUCAACUGUGAAUAGAGUCUGGGAAGAGAAUGAAGAUGUUCUUUUAAAACGCCUCUCUGGACUGUCGUUAAACGAAACCAAACUGCUCCUCUACAAGUAUUUCAAAAAAUGCGUUGACAUGCGGGAUGGAGGCAGACAACUAGCAGUUCAACUAGCGCAGCAAGAUACGCACAGCGAAAUAUUGGCUUGGAAGCUGCAUAAAGUUGGCAUUCAGACGGAGGAAGCGCGUGAUGCCACCGCGAAACAGUUUUUGGCCAAAGAAAUGGACCAUCAGGAACAGCUGCACAAGCUGCUUGCUACCCUGAGUGAAAGCAGCCAACAAUUAGCCGAAGCGACAAGAGCAGCAGUGGCCACCCGCUUCGACAUGGAACUUAGACAGGGCGACCGUGUGAUUAAGAAGAAAAUGGAGGACAUGAGACUCAUGGUGCACACCAAAGGUAAUGGUGGCGGUGCGUCAUCACACCACCUUGGAAGAUCUGGCUUUCCAGGAUUUGACGCCCUUGCUGCUGAACUGCCACUUGCGUUGCAACUUAACGCGCAUGACAGCACCAGGGGAAAACUCGUCCCUCCAAAACGGAAAGGAAGGGACUAUCAAGAUUAGUGGCUUGCCAGUUGACUAAUUUCUUCUCGUCUCUACUUGGUCAAGUUCCUUAGAACACGAAUCGUCACUUCUUGCUUUUCAAUUAAAAUGGUGCGCAAAAAUGAAAUCUUUUAAUUUAAUACUGCAUAAUAUUGUUUGAAACUUAAUUUAUUAACAAAAAGUAUUGAUCUCGAGCUUAACAGCUUAACUUUAAUUGUAAAAACAAACGAUCUUGAAACUAGAUCUUGCUAUCAGGUCAAUAUUAAGUACAUGUGAUUUGGGAGCCCAAGAUGCAUUUUUCGUAAAUUUUAAUAAAUUUUAAAUCCUUGCGGGCUAACAAAUAAGUAUCACUGUCUUGAUAUCAAAAAUUGCAACAUAAUUUAAUCUUUGUUUUAGAGCCAUUGCAUGCUUGGCUUGUUUUCUAAUAUAAAAUUGUUUUAUUGCUUUCAAGAAGUUAUUUUUCUUAAAACUUUGAACCUCAGAUAAAAUAAUCACAUACACUAUCAACGACUCUAGGUGAUGAGGGCAGAAGUCUACGAAUAAAUUCACGCUUAUAAAAAUCCCGGUAAAAGAUGUGCCACUUUUGAAACAAAAUAAUUUUGCCAUCUGUCAUUGAAUAAAAAUUCGAGAAGAAACAGAG